Penicillium coprophilum is the source of this 1623-nucleotide messenger RNA. RefSeq names its product amidohydrolase. Lineage: Eukaryota; Fungi; Ascomycota; Eurotiomycetes; Eurotiales; Aspergillaceae. Gene Ontology annotation, molecular function: hydrolase activity, acting on carbon-nitrogen (but not peptide) bonds. Bases 1 to 1623 code for a protein of 540 amino acids. The transcript has a single exon. The record is from RefSeq and is a predicted model, not a curated record.
AUGGUAACAACAGUAUUUACUAAUGGCCGCAUUCUCUGUCCUGACUCGUCGGGUUGUUUUGUCUCCACGCUGGUAGUCGAGGAUGACCGUGUCGCGCACGUUGGCUGGGAGAAUGACGAAGCGGUCGUUCAGGCUCAAGCGACAGCAUUUAAGGUGGAUCUAAAGAAUCGAAUGGUUCUUCCGGGAUUUAUUGAUAGCCAUGUUCACAUCCUCAACUUCGGCAUGUCGUUGCAGAAGCUCGAUCUUCUACCUUGCAAGAGCCUCGCAGAUAUCCAAAAUACCAUCAUUUCCUAUGCAGCUACUCACCCAUCAGAUCCUCGGAUUUUGUGUCGGGGCUGGGUUCAGUCGGUGACGGAUGGUCAGGCUCUUGCAACAGACUUGGACGACCUAGAUCCGCGGCCUAUUUACAUUGAGGCACUGGACCUUCACUCAACAUGGUGCAAUAAUGCGGCCCUCAGAGAGCUCGAAGCUCACUCUAAGCCCGAUCCUGCAGGAGGAAAGAUUCAUCGCUGCCACAGUGGUCUUCCUUCGGGUUUAAUUGAGGAGGCGGCGCAGUUCGACAUCGUCUGGCCGUUUUUGGACCAGGUCACGUCCAUGGAAAGCAAGCUGGCCGCGAUCGAUGCUGCCAUCGAUGCUCAUCGAAGAGCUGGGUAUACUGGACUCGUGGAUAUGGCAAUGGGAGAGAGUGAAUGGGCGGCAUUGAAUGUAUACAGAGCCCAACGUGGUGAGAUACCAAUGCAUGUGGCAGCACACUGGCUGGUGCCAUACUCAGAAUGCGACGCCGAUAUCUACACUCAGAUUGAUCGCGCCAUUGCAAUUCAACAAAGCUUCAACCGCAACACCUCCCCAGAGUUUUGCAUCAACGGCAUCAAGUUGAUCUGCGACGGAACCGUAGAUGGAUGCACUGCGGGAUUACACCAACCUUAUGGCGGAUUUCCCAACAUUGUCGAUCCGAUCUGGCCUGCUGAUGCCCUUACCACAGCUAUUCGCCGUGCUACUGAUGCUGGCCUACAGUGCGCAAUUCAUGCAAUUGGAGAUCGAACAAUACAGCAAGCUAUUGACUGUCUAUCUUCAGUUCAGGACUUACCAGCAUAUCGUCAUCGGAUUGAGCAUUUAGAGAUAACAACCCCCGAAGACGCGAGAAGGCUUGGUCAACUCGGAAUCGUGGCUUCCGUUCAGCCUGUUCACCUAGACCCAGCCACAUUCGGCGCAUGGCCAGAGAUGCUUGGGGUUCACCGCUGCAAGCGAGCCUUCGCCUACCAAGAGUUCCUCGAUAGUGGUGCUCAUAUGACUUUUGGGACAGAUGCCCCCACGGCCGAACACCACGCACUGUCCAAUAUUUACGUCGCUACUACUCGGCGGUCGUCUAUCGACCCUUCCUCGCAGGAAACCGUCAAUCUUGAGUUUGCUGUGUCGCUCGCAACCGCUGUCUCAGCAGCUACUGUGCAAGCGGCAUAUGCGUCUUUUUCAGAUUCCUGGACAGGGAGUCUGCGUCCCGGAUACACUGCCAAUUUUGUUGUGCUGGAUAUGGUUUGGGCUGCAGAAUCUCUUCUCGAAGCUCGAGUAUGCCAAACUUGGUAUAAGGGAAAGAAGGUUUUCGAUGAAGAGACGGACGGCUCAUGA